Molecule: messenger RNA, 948 nt
Organism: Lipotes vexillifer (Yangtze River dolphin)
Lineage: Eukaryota; Metazoa; Chordata; Mammalia; Artiodactyla; Lipotidae
Product: protein FRA10AC1
Exons: 13
Coding region: 1-948 (315 amino acids)
Biological process (GO): dephosphorylation
Molecular function (GO): phosphatase activity
Source: RefSeq, a predicted model, not a curated record
AUGCAUGGUCAUGGAGGCUAUGACUCUGAUUUUAGUGAUGAUGAACACUGUGGAGAAUCUAGCAAAAGGAAAAAAAAGACAGUUGAAGAUGAUUUACUGCUCAAAAAGCCAUUUCAGAAAGAAAAACAUGGAAAGGUGGUCCAUAAACAAGUUGCAGCAGAAUUGCUGGAUAGGGAAGAAGCAAGAAAUAGAAGGUUUCAUCUCAUAGCUAUGGAUGCUUAUCAAAGGCAUACAAAGUUUGUAAAUGACUAUAUUUUAUACUAUGGUGGCAAAAAAGAAGAUUUCAGGCGAUUGGGGGAAAAUGACAAGAUAGACAUGGAUGUUAUACGAGAAAAUCACAGAUUCCUAUGGAAUGAGGAGGAUGAAAUGGACAUGAAUUGGGAGAAGAGACUUGCAAAGAAAUACUAUGAUAAAUUAUUCAAGGAAUACUGCGUAGCAGAUCUCACCAGAUACAAAGAAAAUAAGUUUGGAUUUAGGUGGCGAGUAGAAAAAGAAGUAAUUUCAGGGAAAGGCCAGUUUUGCUGUGGAAAUAAAUGUUGUGAUAAAAAAGAAGGCUUAAAGAGUUGGGAAGUUAAUUUUGGUUAUAUUGAGCAUGGUGAAAAGAGAAAUGCGCUUGUUAAAUUAAGAUUAUGCCAAGAAUGUUCCUUUAAAUUAAAUUUUCAUCACAGGAGAAAAGAAGUCAACUCAAAAAAAAGAAAGGAUAAAGCCAGAAAAGACUGUGAAGAGUCAUCACAUAAAAAAUCCAGAUUAUCUUCUGUAGAAGAGUCCUCUAAGAAAAAGGAUAAAGCACAUUUACUCUCAGUGAAAUCAGAAAAUUCUAUCAGCAGAAGCUCUGAUGAGGAAGGAAGUACUUCAGAAUCUGAACUUUGGAAGGGCCCGCUGCCAGAGACAGAUGAAAAACCACAGGAAGAAGAAUUUGAUGAAUAUUUUCAAGGUUUAUUUCUGUGA